Messenger RNA from Peromyscus californicus insignis, 2763 nucleotides. RefSeq names its product vacuolar protein sorting 4 homolog B (gene Vps4b). The record is from RefSeq and is a predicted model, not a curated record. The transcript has 11 exons. The coding region runs from base 110 to 1444 and encodes 444 amino acids. Gene Ontology annotation, biological process: vacuole organization; endosomal transport. Lineage: Eukaryota; Metazoa; Chordata; Mammalia; Rodentia; Cricetidae. Gene Ontology annotation, molecular function: ATP binding; ATP hydrolysis activity.
AGCCACCCGCACCCGGAGGACUGCGACUGUGACCCGGGCGCGACUCGGUGCUGCUGCCCGCGGUGCUCGCCCCGCGUUCCUCCGCACGGACCCGCCUCGCACCUCCACCAUGGCGUCCACGAACACCAACCUCCAGAAAGCAAUAGAUCUUGCAAGCAAAGCAGCCCAGGAAGACAAAGCUGGGAACUAUGAGGAAGCUCUUCAACUCUACCAACAUGCUGUUCAGUAUUUUCUCCAUGUCGUUAAGUAUGAAGCACAAGGUGAUAAAGCCAAGCAAAGUAUCAGGGCCAAAUGUACAGAAUAUCUUGAUAGAGCAGAAAAACUGAAGGAGUAUCUGAAGAAAAAAGAGAAGAAGCCACAGAAGCCUGUGAAAGAGGACCAGUCAGGUCCAGUUGAUGAGAAGGGGAAUGACAGUGAUGGGGAAGCAGAAUCUGAUGAUCCUGAAAAAAAGAAACUACAGAAUCAACUUCAAGGUGCCAUUGUUAUAGAGCGACCAAAUGUGAAGUGGAGUGAUGUUGCUGGUCUUGAAGGAGCCAAAGAAGCACUUAAAGAGGCUGUGAUUCUGCCUAUUAAAUUUCCUCAUCUAUUUACAGGAAAGAGGACACCUUGGAGAGGGAUCCUGUUGUUUGGGCCACCAGGAACAGGAAAAUCCUAUUUAGCCAAAGCCGUUGCAACAGAAGCAAACAACUCAACGUUUUUCUCAAUAUCUUCCUCUGACCUUGUCUCUAAGUGGCUGGGGGAAAGUGAAAAACUGGUUAAGAACUUAUUCCAACUUGCCAGAGAAAACAAGCCUUCCAUUAUCUUCAUUGAUGAAAUUGACUCUCUGUGUGGCUCAAGAAGUGAAAACGAAAGUGAAGCUGCACGCCGAAUUAAGACGGAAUUCCUGGUUCAAAUGCAAGGAGUUGGUGUGGACAAUGAUGGCAUUUUGGUUCUGGGAGCUACAAAUAUACCCUGGGUUCUGGAUUCUGCAAUUAGGCGAAGAUUUGAGAAACGUAUUUACAUUCCUUUGCCUGAAGCACAUGCCCGUGCAGCCAUGUUUAAACUACACUUGGGCAGCACUCAGAACAGCCUCACAGAAGCAGACUUCCAAGAACUUGGGAGGAAGACGGACGGCUAUUCAGGAGCAGAUAUAAGUAUCAUUGUACGGGAUGCACUUAUGCAGCCUGUCAGGAAAGUUCAGUCAGCUACUCAUUUCAAAAAGGUUCGUGGACCCUCAAGAGCUGAUCCUAACUGCAUUGUAAAUGACCUGCUAACCCCCUGCUCUCCAGGAGAUCCCGGGGCUGUGGAAAUGACAUGGAUGGAUGUCCCUGGAGAUAAACUCUUGGAGCCAGUUGUUUCCAUGUGGGAUAUGCUACGGUCUUUGUCUAGCACAAAACCUACCGUCAAUGACCAUGACUUGUUGAAAUUAAAGAAGUUUACAGAGGAUUUUGGCCAGGAAGGCUAACGCAAAGGCAGCAAGACCAUGUUUACUCUGCAUUUCUUCUCUUUUGUAGGUAUUUUGCCUUUCUUGGAUGACAUUCAGAUUAUUUUCAGUAAAACUCUUUUACACAGGAAAACAUACAUCUCACUUCAGUGUUCCUUUAAGCUUGCGUUGUGCUUUUCCUACACUACCUGCUAAAUUCUCCAGUUAACAAAAGUUGUAAAAUUGUAAGGAGUGAGCCGUGGCAGAGAAUUCAAACAGUGAGGAGAGCCUCGAGCUUGGCUGGAUUGCCGCUUAGGGUUCAUGAGCACUCUCUCAAAGAGCAGAGUCUUUACUAUCUUUCUUCCUUUUUUUAAAGGAAAUUGCAAUAGGGCUAAAGCUAAUGAUAUAUAAAUACCUUGAGAAAAUCUUUAAGCGUUCUUAUCACUGUAAAGUUAUUGCUUUAUUAAAAAUUAAAAAUGGUAGACUCUUUACUCUCAGGGAUGGGCGGUAAAGCACAGAGCACUGUGAUGAUGGGGAGUUUGUGCCACAGCCAGUGCUCCCGCUGACUUUAAUGUGUUGGUUCUUCCUGUGUAGAUUAAAGUGAUUCCUCUAAAGCAGCAGGCUUUUAUAUCCACAUGACACUUUUCACUGUGCACUCGAGACUUUCUAAGUUAGUCAUCAUCUUCACCUUGAAGAAGAAAGUUGUCUACUUCAGUGUCUUUUUGUAGCCAAGAUUGACCAAAAGGUGGCAAAGAAGUAUACAUUUUUGUCUUGUUGUGAGAUGCUGUAAUGGGAACCUUUAAUAAUAAGAAAGUGGCUUCCCUUUGUACUUUAGGAUGUUUCCUGUGUAUGAUGUGGGUGUGGAUGUGUGUGUAUAUAUAUAUAUAUAUAUAUACAUAUACAUAUAUAAUUUUUUAAAUAUAGGAUAGCGAGAAUCUUGUCUUUUACUUUUAAGUUCAGGGAGCAGUUUGUCCUAGCCACACAAGCAUUAUCAGUAUGGUAUUUCAUGAAGCUUUAGAGAUAAACUGAUGUCUCAUUAAACAUAGCAUCAUGUUAUUUUAAUGUCUUCAAAUAAAUGAUCUGAGGGUGUGUGUCACACACUUGUGCACCAACUCUGAGUUGUGCCUUGGACAUUUGCAUUGACUACAUGCAAACAAUUACUAGAUUAACUAGAAUUGCUAAGCAGUUCUACCUUGCAAGUGCUACACAGUAAUUGCAUUUUAAAGUAUAUUUGCACAUUUUACAUGCUAUGCUAUAUGAUUGCCUUUAGGUUUUCUGUACAGAUUAUUUUUGUUGAUAUUCAAUGAAAAUUGUAGGCCUGAAAUAUACUGUUCUUAUGUGAAGUAAAUUGCUAUAACCUA